Messenger RNA from Acanthochromis polyacanthus (spiny chromis), 2758 nucleotides. It is a transcript of the gene hnrnpk, whose product is annotated as heterogeneous nuclear ribonucleoprotein K. The coding region runs from base 304 to 1608 and encodes 434 amino acids. The record is from RefSeq and is a predicted model, not a curated record. NCBI's taxonomy places the organism in Eukaryota, Metazoa, Chordata, Actinopteri, Pomacentridae. Gene Ontology annotation, biological process: regulation of transcription by RNA polymerase II; regulation of mRNA splicing, via spliceosome. Gene Ontology annotation, cellular component: nucleus; cytoplasm. The transcript has 17 exons. Gene Ontology annotation, molecular function: mRNA binding.
AUUAUAUUCUGUUUGAUUUGCUUUCCGCUCAACCAAUGAAGUCACAGGAGCUCAUUUUGUGUCACAUACUUCCAGGUUCGGUAGAGAAGGAAGGGGUCGAGCGAGGUGUUGCACCGCAGACAGGUCGUAGGAGCUGUUUGGUCCUUGCUUUUUUAGAUCCGCCUAUCAACACGCCCUUGACGCUGUAAUAAAUAUCGACAACCACAGCUCACAGGGGCCGGUUUUGUGCUUCUCUCUCCCUGCUGCUGCCACCUGUAUCCCAGACCGAGGUGUUCACCUCCUCUCUGCUUCUGUCAGAAGACCAUGGACACAGAAAUCGAUCAACAAGAAGAGACUUCAUUCAGCAACACAGAGACUAAUGGUAAGCGCCCUGCUGAGGAUGCAGAUGAGCAGAAAUCAUUCAAGCGCUCCAGGAACUCGGAUGAGAUGGUUGAGCUUCGCAUCCUCCUGCAGAGCAAAAAUGCAGGAGCUGUAAUUGGGAAGGGUGGCAAAAACAUCAAAGCCCUUCGCACAGACUACAAUGCCAGUGUGUCAGUCCCAGACAGCAGUGGGCCUGAGCGCAUCCUGAGCAUCAGUGCCGACAUUGAGACCGUUGGAGAAAUCCUGCUGAAGAUUAUCCCAACGUUGGAGGAGUACCAGCAGUACAAUGGCAUGGAUUUUGAUUGUGAGCUGCGUCUGCUGAUCCACCAGAGCCUGGCUGGCUCGAUCAUCGGGGUGAAGGGAGCCAAGAUCAAGGAGCUCCGUGAGAACACAAAGACCAGCAUCAAGCUGUUUCAGGAGUGUUGUCCCCAGUCGACAGACCGUGUAGUGCUGGUUGGCGGUAAAACGGAGAGGGUGGUAGAGUGUAUAAAGACUAUGCUGGAGCUCGUCUCUGAAGCUCCCAUAAAGGGCCGUACACAGCCCUAUGACCCCAACUUCUAUGACGAAACAUAUGAAUAUGGUGGUUUUACCAUGAUGUUUGAGGAGAGAGGGGGUGGCCGUAGGCUCAUGGGAGGCUUUCCCAUACGCGGAGGGCGGUCCAGCGGUAAUGACCGUGCCUUUGACCGAAUGCCCUCGAGCAGAGGGGCACGGGGACCCAUGCCUCCCUCCCGCCGCGAUUAUGAUGAGAUGAGUCCUCGCCGAGGUCCUCCACCCCACCCAAGUAGGGUUGGAAGAGGGAGUGGCCGUGGACGCAACAUGCCCAUGGGACACCCACACAGAGGAGAUGAUCGUUACUAUGACUCGUACCGUGGCUCAGAUGAAAGGUCAAAUGACAGAAGAGGCAGACCGGAUCGCUAUAGCGAGAACAUGAGUGGCGGAGGAUAUGACAACAGUUCCUCCUGGGAUAGCUACCAGUCAGGUGGACGGGGCUCCUAUAAUGACAUGGGGGGUCCAGUCAUCACCACACAAGUGACGAUCCCUAAAGAUCUGGCUGGCUCUAUCAUCGGUAAGGGAGGCCAGCGGAUCAAACAGAUCCGCCAUGAGUCAGGGGCCUCCAUCAAGAUUGAUGAACCUCUGGAAGGUUCUGAGGACCGAAUCAUUACUAUUACUGGCACCCAGGAUCAGAUCCAGAAUGCCCAGUACCUUCUACAGAACAGUGUGCUGCACCUGCUUGGACACAAGGACUAACCACACCCCUCGUUUUCCUCCUCCCCCUCCUCCUCUUCCUCUUCCUCGCUCUCCUUCAGCCACUUGUCACAUCUUCGUCUUCUCUCUCUCUCUCUGCCUGUCUUUCUUACUCGCCGUCUGUCUUUCUUCCCGCUCUGCAUCCCCAUCCUUCUCCUCUCGAGACUUCAUCCCACCCACAGUUGCAUAGCAAUAUAUUUACACAGUCAUUUGUUUGUGAAUUGCAUUUUUCUUGUGUAUUUUAUUUAUUAUUCCACUCUUUUUAUUUCAGUGUGAAGCAGUACUCUGGUCAUUUGCUGUAGACCCAAGAGGCUCAGAUUGAAGCAAACACAGAUUGCCCUCCCCUUCCUCCCAACCUUUCUGCCCCUGUCCAACACAUCCCCUUCAGACUAUAAUUCUGGAUUGUGGGUGUCUUUUUUUUUUAAUUUUAUUUUUGUAUUUUUUAAUGAAACAGAUGUCCAACAUUCCUGUGCAUAAAAUAAAAUGUAGAUGUUCUGCAUUUUUAAGAGUGUAGUCCAUUAGUUUAUCGAAUACAUUUUGCUUUUUUUUUUUCUAACACUCAUAUAUCAGAAUAUCCUUCAGACUUCUCACAGACAAAAAUAAACAUAACCUUUAUUUUUUGAUAGGUUUGUUUUUUAUGACUUUAUUUUUUAUGUGUUAAGUUUGUCUCCAUGUGAAUCUGUCCUGUGUGUGCGUGCAUGUCAGCGUGUGUGGGUUGGUGUGCUUUCUGUUGUCUAUAUCAGUCCCUUCACUCACAGUUGUACAACAUUACCACUCAGUGCAACAUGCAGAAUGUAAGCUUCUUUUCUUUAUUGUUUCUUUUUUUGAAGUCUGUGGGGAAUUUUACCCUUUAGAAUGGGAUCUGGGAUGUUUACAUUGGGACUUGUGUACACACCAGAUACAGGACAGUCUAAUUUCUAUGAAUAUAGUAGUUGUGUGAUGAAACAAAACUGAAUCAUUUGCUUAACCCCUUACAUAUGGAAGCUUGUUAGAAAUUUGGUAAAACAUUUUAAUGGAGGUAUGACAAAUGAAAAUGAACUUAUCUAUUUUGUCCCUGAUAUUUCCUGUGCUCUACACUUGUUUGCUCUCCAUGCUGUAGACUUUACAUUGUCAAAUUGUAAGACAAAUAAAGAUGAUGCCACUUUUUACAGAA